This is a messenger RNA of Galdieria sulphuraria, 1893 nucleotides long. RefSeq lists its product as uncharacterized. Gene Ontology annotation, molecular function: transcription coregulator activity; double-stranded DNA binding. Gene Ontology annotation, cellular component: nucleus. Lineage: Eukaryota; Rhodophyta; Bangiophyceae; Galdieriales; Galdieriaceae. Gene Ontology annotation, biological process: regulation of transcription by RNA polymerase II. The coding region runs from base 48 to 1379 and encodes 443 amino acids. The record is from RefSeq and is a predicted model, not a curated record. The transcript is spliced from 2 exons.
CAUGAAAAAUUCUUAGACUCGACACAACCAUCGAAGGAAGCGUCAGCAUGGACAAAAUGACUUGUGAAAACUUUUUCCUUUAUAAAGGUGCUGUAGUAUGGGCAAAGGUAUAUGGUUAUCCUUGGUGGCCUGCUUCUAUCACUACAGACCAACGUUCCGGAAAAUGGUUUCAUAAAGGCAAAUAUUGGGUUUAUUUCUUCAACGAUCCUCAAGGUGCUUGGUUAAAACCAAACUGUUUGAAAGAAUUCAAUGAGGCUAACAUAGCCGCAUUUACACCUAAAGAAAACCACAGACAUUAUAAACAAAUUGUAAAAGCAGUCGAAGAGGCCAAAGAAGUUCAUUCUAACACUCUGCCACCUGAAGAAGUUGCUGCUCUUGCACAAGGAGGUACUGAAGAAGAGAAAGUAGAUACGGCAGCAAACGCGACAACUGAAGAAGAAGACGCAAGUGAAGAGGAAAGAGAGAUGUCAGACACUUCUCAAGAGAGAACAGGUGAAGUUUACAAAGGUGACUCACAACGCUCUAGUAGGAGUCAUAGUAGAAAAAGAAAAUCGGACCAUGAAGAGAGUUUACAAGGUUCCAAAAGGCAACUAGGUAACAUUCAUAGCAACUCACAGAGAAGCGCGAAAAGUAUUCGUAAGGGUUUUCGAUAUAGAGACCUUGUUUUCCAGAUGCCCAUCGAUCGUCCUUAUCACGAACUGGAUCACUCCUAUUUAGAAAACCCUCAAUCGUUGAAUACUUCUGCGGAAGAGUUACAAACCCAAGUUGAACAGCUACAUAGGCUAAGUGAUGCAUUUUGUUCGAAAUCAAACGAAAUGAAGUCAAUACAAGAAUCUCUGAUGAAGUUAAGUGACCAGAUCAACGAAAAAAUUAGGCAGUUUGAAAAGCAUUGUGAUGAAGUGUAUUCAAUAGAAGGUCAGGUUUUGCAAUCUUUGAAAGUCUUGUUUCAAUCAAGAGUAACAAUCGCUAUGUUGAAAAAUUCUCGUGCAGGGAAACCAGUUGUUGAGCUUGAGAAGUCAUGUGGUCCAAAUAGCCAAGCAAUCCGUGCUAUGGCAAAGCAGUUGGUUCGUCAGUGGAAGAAAAUGGUUAUGGAAUCAACACCUUCCAAAAAGGAUCAAGAAACAGCCGAAACAAGGACGAUGAACAGUGCAGAAGGAAAUGGAAAAGAAAAUUCGUAUAGUAGGGAGGAGAAUAGUGCGGAAGAUUUCACAUCUUAUCAGACAGAACCCAUUCAACACUCAGAAGAGAAAACGUCUUCAAAGGAGAAUGGAACGGAAGAAGCCAUUAGUUAUUAUUCCGCUCAAAACAAUUUCAGUUUCACAGAGUGUCCCGCAAAGGAAACAGAAGAGAUGAACACAGCACAAUUCUCUCCACAAUGAUGAAGACAACUUGAAUGGUUUUAUCGAUUGAGUCAUUUUGAUGUUGUUGUCUUUCCCAAAUGACAGGAAACUCUGUCAUCAUAUUAAGCAAGGUAUUCAAUGUGGAGAUAUGGAGAGAAUUACUAGUCUCUAUCACAAAGUCAUACGUAUGGUUCCUUGAAAUAUUGUUCAAUUGUGGGUUCUGGAAUAAAUAUGAAAACCAACUUUGAUAUGCUUAUAUUACAACGAAUUCCUUUGAAAUGUCUUCUAUUGUGUAAAAACCGAAGACUUUCAAUGAGUUUUUACAAUGAAUCUUUUGUUCUGUUAUUGAAAGGCCUAAAUGAUUGAUAAAAUAAUAUUUUCUAAUAGUAACCUACUCAUUUCUUUCUAAAAAGCAAUCAAAAAGAAAAGUUGGUGUUGGAAUUGUGAAGGCCAUUUCACUAGAACUUUCAUAAAGGAUUGAAUAUGGCCUUUAUGAAAGCCAAUUUUAUAGACUUUUAUUAUCCUAAAAACAAAUAAACGACUGCAAGUAUUA